GCCCUCGCUAAGCUAAGCGACCCCGCCUCUGGAACGCCAUGGAAUAAGAUAGAAUGCUAUGACGCAGAAGAUUGGUAAUACUAUGGAACAGUGUUGAAUGCAAUGGAAAUGCUACAUUUAGUAUAAGAGUAGAGGAGGAACAUGUAUUUACAGACCACGUAGUUCUUAAUUGAAUAUUGAACCCACACCUUUGAGUUGUUCGAGGUCUGGCCUCUCACACCAGCGCUUAUCAAAUUGCUCAAUUGUCUGUGCUUGAAUAACUAUACGCCAGGCAGCCUCAAAAGCCUUCCAAUCCUCUUCCCCGACUACAUUCUUACAUUUAGCAAGUACACAUUGGUUUACAUGCCAAAUACAGAGUAGUGUAGGGGCGUGCGGAAACACCUCUUCUGACGCAUUCUUUUGAGCCUGGUCACCGUCUAUAACUAUAGCUCCAGGGUUAAUUCCAAGCUCUUGAAAACAUUGGAAUCCCCAUAUAAAGUCUUGCUGUGUUUCACCGGGAAGGAAGCAAAAUCCAAUUGAGAACGUUAAUCCAGAGCUUGUAACACCUAUGAAUACUUAGUAUUAUAAGCGUACAAAUAAGUCAAAAGCGGUACUUACCAAUCAUAUGUAAGAGUGGCAUCUGAAACUUAUUUGUCUUAUAUGUAUUAUCAACUAAUACAACAUCUUGAUUAGUCUGUGCAAGCUGAAUUGACUGUGGAUAUGCAAUGAAGAGGUGUUGUGUCCGGUUCUCUGACGUGACAUUGAUUUUGAAGUGUAUUUUGUUAUCUGUAAGGUGCUGAAUAAGGGCGUCGUUUGGAGAGAGUCCAUGUCUUUGCUCUCUUUUAAAAGAGGCAUUCAGGUUAUAUAUGUCGUACGGUUGAAGUGGGGUAGUAGUUAUCUGGCGAAGGUAUGUAAUUGCUUGGCUUGGCUUAAUCCCUAAAUAUAUAUUAGACUUAAAUUAUUUCAAGUUACUUUCUAUCUUACCUGCAUUGUGUAAAGAUCUAGCCUGAUUUAUCUCUGCUUGUGCUAGCUUCCGGUGUGCUGGAUGAGAGCUAACUGAUUGACUUGGAAGGUGGUUAUGUAGACUAUACUCUACGCCAGGCCUAUAGCGUAACUCCCAUUGAGAAUUUAUACAUUCAAGCGCUACUAUUGAGAACUGGCAGCCAGUUUUUCGAGUAGUUGUCUGUCGCUUACGUGCUUGUAAAUGCUGUUGCGGAUGUUUUUCGGAUGGUGGUAGGCCGUAACGGUCGCAAUUAUACGUGAUCUUCGUCCUAGGACCGCCAUGGAUCUUUGUUGACCGUCCAAUACGAAAAGCAUAGCAAUGAUGUGCUGCCCAGGCUUGAAUUGAAGUAUAUAGCUCUUCUUUAGAGCUAUAUAUAGCCUCUGGAGGCAGUGGCAUAGACGUAUGAGGGGUGGCAUCUGCUGACGCUGGCUCAAGUGGUUGCUCAGGUGAAUGUAAGGGCAGUGGCGACAGCGAGAGUUGAACGUCCAUUUUCGCUAUGUAGCUAUGUCAGGCGUGCAUUGAUUACAGUCCAAAGUACAGUGCUGGUAGAUGUAAAUGCGACGCGCGCGCAUUUCGGUGGUGGGGGGGCGUGAAAACCCGCGCUUAGUCAGCUCUAAACUGACGCCGGGGCGUCAGUGUAUUGGGACCCAGUGGCUAGUCCCCUUGGCAGACUGUUCCCCAAACCCGCACGUCGUAGUUUUAUCUUAAUGAUCAAAGAUCUCGGUGAAGCAGUUGAGUACACCACGGUCGGAGGUAAUCGAGACCAUGCACAGAGUCCACAUAUUAUCGUGGCAGACUUGAAAAUCUUUGGUCGGGCCUGGGACCAGUAUACUACUGAGCGACGACUGGUAGAUCUAUCGGUUGAAAGUUGCUCCAAACUCAGAUCAAAGAAAUAUUCAGAAAUCAGAGACAUUCAGCCGGAAAUCGUCGAAAACAAGAAGCAGUGGUUGUUAGGUCAAUCGGAACGAGACGCCUCAAUUGACAGCGACGACGAAGAAGAUAAACCCACAGAGAUCCACUUUUCAGACUAUGACGAGUCAGACUGCAAAGAAACCACAAGGACGGAACCCUCGAUCGAACUUGGAGAUGCCACAGCUUUAAGAGAAGAAUCAUUUCGAAUGACCCCAGAAAUUGAACAUAUCAGACUGACAUUCACUCGCCAUUUUGAAGAUUUGGACGAGCAGCAGAUGCUUGCCAUGACUGACUUAGAGUUGGAACAGCUUUUGAGAUCACUAGCGUCAGCAAAAAAGCGUGUGUCGGAGUUAGAAAAGGAACUCUCAGCACGAUCAUUCAUUUUGGAUAAGUUAAUUGACAAGGCUUCACGGGCGUUAGAAAUAACAGUGUUUUCCAGAAAGAGAAUGUUACGGAACGAGAUGUUUAGAUCCGCCCACCGACUUCUGCCUACCUCGCCUCUACCAGAUUCCGGUGAUGAGAUGCCAAUAGAUUACGAUAAUAACCAACAACACCAAUUUCAUCAGAUCAGACUGUCGCCUAGUGGUUCGGGAAGACAACCUCCUCAAAAGCGCAACGCCUCUCCAGAACCAGCUUCCUUACAUUCUUCAAGAGAAUCACGUACCACGAAGCGACAUAAGCCUUCUCAUACAUCGUCGAGACAAAGUUCCUUUAACCCAAGUACAUCUCCAGAGGCCGUUAGAUCUUUGUUCUCGAAAUCCCGCCGUCCUACGCUACAACAGGGACCUUUCCGACUGAAGCCAAAUUCACAGCCCAUUGUGAUUUCAGAUUCCGACGAUGCUCUAUCCGACUGUUCGAAGACAAAUGAGGGCGAUAUGUCGAAUCGCCCUACUUCACAGCAAUUAGGCACUGCGGCUUCGAAGACGCCCCGAAUAAGAUUCUUCGAUGGUUUGCCAAGCGUUCAAUCAUGGAAUUCGCAGGUACUUGGUUUACCCUUUUUGUUUCUUUAGCCCUAUUUCUUUCGCUUCUGAUGUUGCCUUUAACCAAUUUGCGAAGUCGGAAACAUGGCUAAUUGUGUUCUCUUAGUAUUUGCCUGCACGACAGACUGUGAACACGAAAGUAUCAUCGCCCGCCGAAUAUAUCGGUCAUUCUCGAGAAGUCGAACUACCAGAGCCUCAAGACCAUAUGGGAACAGCAAAGCAACCGACUGUACAGACUGCAAGCAAGAAUCAUGAAACUCCGGAAUACCUAGGCCGAUCCGAAUAUACAACCCAGUGGUCUGGGAAGUCAGCAAACAUGAGAGAAUCUACGAAUAUGGCAGCGGAUGUUGGAGGAGCGAUGGAGUACGAUUGGGAAAUGGGAGCAUGGAGAGAGUUGUAA
This is a messenger RNA of Hymenoscyphus albidus, 3274 nucleotides long. Lineage: Eukaryota; Fungi; Ascomycota; Leotiomycetes; Helotiales; Helotiaceae. The record is from the annotation of a GenBank genome assembly.